Molecule: messenger RNA, 2036 nt
Organism: Pungitius pungitius (ninespine stickleback)
Lineage: Eukaryota; Metazoa; Chordata; Actinopteri; Perciformes; Gasterosteidae
Product: sorting nexin-4-like
Exons: 14
Coding region: 31-1341 (436 amino acids)
Biological process (GO): positive regulation of autophagosome assembly; protein transport
Cellular component (GO): plasma membrane; SNARE complex; early endosome membrane
Molecular function (GO): phosphatidylinositol-3-phosphate binding
Source: RefSeq, a predicted model, not a curated record
CCCCCCUCCCCCCUCUGCAGCCGCACGGCGAUGGCAGACUUUGGACGUAUCGAGGAAGUCGCAGUGAUCGGUAACACCGACAUAACUUCAACCGAAUCCGAGAACAACUUUAUAAACACGAUGGUGGAAAGAGGGGCGACUCUGUUGAGAAAAAUGGAGAUAAAUGUGGCGGAGGCCGAGAAGAGAACCGGGAAGAACACGGUGAACAUGCAGGAAACGUACACUGUUUACCUCAUAGAGAUACGGCCAGUUGAAACGGUUCCAGAGGGGGGGACUCCCGCGGCACCUGACACUUUGUGGAGACGCUACAGUGAUUUUGAGUUGCUCAGAACAUACCUCCUGGUCACCCACCCCUACAUCAUCAUCCCUCCGCUACCAGAGAAAAGGGCAGAGUUUGUGUGGCACAAACUGGCAGCCGACAACCUCGACCCAGACUUUGUAGAGCGAAGGAGAGUCGGCCUUGAAAACUUCCUGCUUCGGGUUGCCUCGCAUCCCGUCCUUUCCAACGACAAAAUCUUCCUCCUCUUUCUGACCGAGGAGAAAGGUUGGAGGGAUGCGGUUUUGGAGACCGGUUUCCAAGACAAGGUUGACUCCAGAAUAAAGUCUCUGAGUGCCAUGUACAGAGUCAAGAACCCUGACAAACGAUUCACUGAACUGAAACUCUACAGUGAUGAACUGAACUCUGUCAUCUCUCAGUUACUGAGGGUGCGGGUGAAAGUAGCAGACAGGCUGUAUGGAGUUUACAAGGUCCAUGGUAACUACGGCAGAGUAUUCAGCGAGUGGAGUGCUAUUGAAAAAGAGAUGGGAGAUGGACUACAGAGUGCGGGCCACCACAUGGACACGUAUGCCGCAUCCAUAGAUGACAUUCUAGAGGAAGAAGAGCACUACGCAGACCAACUGAAAGAAUACCUGUUCUACACUGAUGCUGUCAGGUCAGUGUGUAGGAAGCAUGAGCUGAUCCAGUAUGAGUUGGAGAUGAUUGCUCAAGACCUCGUCCAUAAAAAACAACAGAAAGAAGAGAUGAUCACUGGGACAGUACGUGUCUUUUCUCUGAAGGGGAUGACCAGUAAACUGUUCGGCCAAGAGAGCCAGGAGCAGAGGGAGAGCAAGUUGGCCGCCCUGGAGCAGAGUAUCCGUGAAGGAGAGGAAACGCUCAAGGAAAAGAACACCGAGUGCCAGGAGUUUGUGCAAACAGCCUGCGAAGACAUUGAACGUUUCAAGGAACAGAAGGACAGAGAUCUGCGUGAAGCACUAAUUAGCUAUGCCAUUAUGCAGAUCAGCAUGUGUAAGAAGGGAAUCCAGGUGUGGUCCAACGCCAAGGAGUGUUUCAACAAAAUGUGAGCCACCGUCCAGCCAAUGACUCUUACACCAUCAGCCAAUGACUCUUACACCAUCAGCCAAUGACUCUUACACCAUCAGCCAAUGACUCUUACACCAUCAGCAAACCGUUAAACUACAGUGUUACGGAGACUGGUCAUCGGAUCCAAGAAUACAGCGCUCACUUGGUUCCCUGAGUUACUUAUUUAGUGGAUCCAUGUUUUUUUUUUUAAAUCGGUGUCUAUAAGAGUACCCAUGGCCUUUUCAUCAUGUAGCUCUCCUACUGCAGAUGACCCACACUUCCAAUACUUUUCCUCCUUCCUUGCACCGAUCCUGCAUCCUUAUGCACUUAUGGGGCUCGAUAGUUGCCCAAAGGGGAAAUACAUUGCUGUGCAGUGUAUUUCAGCUGCACGUCACUUCCUAAAUGUAGCAGACCUGUACAAUGACAUCAAAGGACAGAUGUUGGGGAAUCUGUGUGACAGCUGUUGACAGGAAUAAUUUCCAGAAGAAUCAUUCUACCACACCUACUUCCUUGCUUCAAAAGAAAGAGGUUUAUUCUUUUUUUCAGACUAGUAAAUUAAAAAAAUAUGAAGGGGAGGUUUGUCAAAACUAAAAUGUAUUUUCUUCUAAAGUUUGUGUUUUGUAAAUGCUGAUGUCAGUCUUAAUUCUGUUAUUAAUUAAUCGCUGACCAAACCGCUUAUAACCAAGUACAGUCUGUA